Lepus europaeus (European hare) is the source of this 6833-nucleotide messenger RNA. RefSeq names its product mitoguardin 1 (gene MIGA1). NCBI's taxonomy places the organism in Eukaryota, Metazoa, Chordata, Mammalia, Lagomorpha, Leporidae. Bases 147 to 2174 code for a protein of 675 amino acids. Gene Ontology annotation, biological process: mitochondrial fusion. The record is from RefSeq and is a predicted model, not a curated record. The transcript has 17 exons.
AGCGGCCAGGCUGCUGCUCAGCGCCGGGCUGCGGCAGGGAAGCAGACGUGGGCCGGCUGCACCGGGAGCCGGUGGAGCGCCAGAGUUAGACUGUGAGAGAGAGAGACAGAGAGAAAGAUCUUCCUUCCGUUGGUUCACCCCCCCAAAUGGCUGCUACUGCCAGAACUAUGACGAUCCGAAGCCAGGAGCCAGGUGCUUCUUCCUGGUCUCCCAUGCGGAUGCAGGGACCCAAGGACUUGGGCCAUCCUCCACUGCCUCCUGGGCCACAGCAGAGAGCUGGACUGGAAGAGGAGCAACCAGGACUAGAACCCGGCACCCAUAUAGGAUGCUGGCGCUGCAGGCGGAAGAUUAACCAAAUUCCAAGAGGAGUCAUGUCAGAAGAAACAGGAAGCGAAUCACAGUUUUCCUUGAAGGCAGCAGCACUGAGAGUGUUUGAUCUCCCUCUGUCUUGGUAUUCUUCUCUCUCCCAGAUCAAAUUUUCACCAGUAGCUAAAAAGUUGCUUGUGGUAACUGCAGUGAGCGCUAUAUCUGUAAUUUUUCUGGCCCAUCACUUUAAAAGAAGACGUGGAAAGAAGAAAGGGAAACUAUUACCAUGGGAACCAGAGCACCUCUUACUUGAAUACGCUAAAAAAGCAGCAUCAGAUAAAGGUUCAAGUUGUUCCAGUAGCAGGCAGAAUUUGACAUUAUCUUUAAGUUCCACCAAAGACAAAGGAUCUCAGUCCUGUAACUAUGCUAAUGGAGGACUUUUCAGUAAAUACUCAGGUUCAGUGCAAAGUUUGGCCUCUGUCCAGAGUGUCAAUUCUUGUCAUAGUUGUGCUUGUGGCAAUUCUAAUUCCUGGGACAAACCAGAUGAAGAUGAUAUUAAACUUGUUAAUAUUCCGGUGACCACUCCUGAGAAUUUAUACUUAAUGGGUAUGGAAUUGUUUGAAGAGGCGUUGCGUCGAUGGGAACAAGCUCUGACCUUUCGCAAUAGACAGGCUGAAGAUGAAGCCUGCGGUUCCAUUAAACUGGGUGCAGGAGAUGCCAUUGCUGAAGAAAAUGUAGAUGAUAUUAUUAGUACUGACUUUAUUCAUAAACUUGAAGCUCUGCUGCAAAGGGCAUAUCGUCUGCAAGAGGAGUUUGAAGCCACCCUUGGGGGAUCUGACCCUGAUUCCCUCGCUAAUGAUAUUGAUAAAGAUACAGAUGUCACAAUGAAGGGGAACGUGGAUGACUUUGGCCUGCGCGAUACCUUGAGUAUAGCAUCAACUGAUUCGUUUGCUUCAGCAGCCGAGCUUGCAGAGCACAGAGAAGGGCGGCAAACCUACAGCCUGGAGUCUCUUUGCCACUGCCCUUUUUAUGAAGAAGCCAUGCAUUUAGUUGAAGAAGGAAAAAUUUCCUCAAGAGUACUGAGAACUGAAAUGUUGGAGUGCCUGGGAGACAGUGAUUUUCUUGCCAAACUUCACUGUAUUCGACAGGCUUUUCAGGUAAUUCUUUCAGAAACAGCCAACAGGAUAUUCCUUGCUGAGAGUGGAAGGAAGAUUUUAUCUGCUUUAAUUGUAAAAGCACGAAAGAAUCCAAAGAAGUUUGAAGAUGUGUUUGAUGAAAUGAUCUAUUUUUUGGAACAGACUGAUCACUGGGAUAGUACUGAAAUGGAACUUGCUGCUAGAGGGGUGAAAAAUCUAAAUUUUUAUGAUGUUGUUCUGGAUUUUAUAUUAAUGGAUUCCUUUGAGGAUUUAGAAAACCCACCCACAUCCAUACAGAAUGUAGUGAAUAAUCGCUGGCUAAACUCUUCCUUCAAAGAAACGGCUGUGACUUCAAGUUGUUGGUCAGUGCUAAAGCAGAAAAGGCAACAAAUGAAGAUCCCAGAUGGAUUUUUUGCUCAUUUUUAUGCCAUUUGUGAGCACAUCAGCCCUGUGCUAGCCUGGGGCUUUUUGGGCCCUAGAAAUUCUCUGUAUGAUUUAUGCUGCUUCUUUAAGAAUCAAGUUCUCUUCUUUCUCAAAGACAUUUUUGACUUUGAGAAGGUGCGCUAUUCAAGCAUAGAGACUCUGGCUGAAGACCUCAUGCAGUUACUCAUUCGCCGCACUGAACUGUUACUGGCCUAUCUUGGAGCAGAUGCCCUGCGGCACACAAGUAGUUGCAUAAGUAGUCAUGGUCAUGUUUUGUCUAGCGGGCUGCUGGAAGCUAAAGUACAAUAAGUACUCAUCCAAUUUGAGUGUGCUAUAAAAUAUUUUAAGGUAGCUUAAUUAUUUGGUAGAUGUGGACUCAGGGAGGAAAAAAAUCUAGUAAAGAAUACUGGACUUACACAGACGUUCUGUCUCUGAAUCCCUGCGUAGUAUAUUCAAAGCUGUUUUUUCUGUCUUUAGAUAGUCAUUUAAGUCAUGAAAUAUUGUGUAUUUUGUAGGAAUAUUGCUUAAAUUGAAGCCAGUUCUUGGGAGUGGACUUGUCAUCUUGAAGCUGUCUGAAAUGUCCAGGAGCAUUCUCAAAUGCUCAGUUUUUAUGCUUUGCACCUUGAAAGUAUACAUUUUUAGUCAAGAUCUUUAUGAUUCACAUGUGCAAGAAUAUAUUACUCCUAGUGUCAACAUACGUAACUUUGCCUGAAAAUGUGUUUCUGACUGUGAAGUUAUUCAUCUGUUUAAUCAAGUUAGGAAGUAGUAGUAUUUAAUAUGUACCUCUUAAAAUAUUGCUUGUGCAUUUGCUUAAGUCUUUGAAAUUGUAAUCACUGACUACGGCUAUAAUCCAUUAAAUUGACAGUGAGCAGUAUACAACUGCUAACUUUGUAUUAGAUUAACUUUGGAACUUUGGUUUCCAAAUAUGUUACUGUUAGCCCUUUACGUUAUAACAGGGACUGAAGAAGUCUCUUCCUUGUUGAAAAAGAAAAAUUUAUUUUAUUUGAGAGGCAGAGUGCAGAGACGGAGAGAGCGCCCAUCCUCUGAUUCACUCUCCAAAAGCCUGCAAUGGUGGAGACAGCCAGGGCUGAAGCUGGGAGUUGGGAACGCAAUCCAGUUCUCCCAUGUGUGUGUCAUGUACCCAGUAACUUGAGCCAUCACACUGCUUCCCGCAGUCUGCAUUGGAGUGAAUCUGUAAUUAGGAGCUGGUGUGGGGAAUCAAACCUACGCAGUCCGUGUGACACAGGCUUCUUAACUACUAGCUAAAUGCCCACCUACGAAGAAUUUUCUUUUUAUAAAUUAGGGCAUUUUUCUCUUGGAUGAAUAUUGAUUAAAAAGGUAACAUUUAUAAAGAAAGACGAUUAAAAACUUGCCUUUUUAAAAAAAGGUUUAUUUGAGAGGCAAAGAGUCAGACAGACAAAACUCCAGUCGGCUUGUUCACUCCCCAAAUGCCCACACUAGUCAGGGCUGUACCAGCUGAAGCCAAGAGCUAGGCACUCAAUCCAGAUUCCACAUAUGGGUGGGAUCUAACUACUUGAGCUAUUACCUACUGCCUCCCAAAAUAUGCAGCAGCAGGAAGUUGGGAUUGGGAGCAACACUAGGACUCAAACUCCAAUAAGGGAUGUGGGUGUCCCAACCUGUGGCUUAACUGCUAGACCAAAUGCCUGCCCCCCCCAAAAAAAAAAUUUACCAUUUUAUUUAUUUAUUUAUUUGACAGGUAGAGUUACAGACAGUGAGAGAGAGAGACAGAGAGAAAGGUUUUCCCUCCGCUGGUUCACUCCCCAAGUGUCCGCUACAGCUGAUCCGAAGCCAGGAGCCAGAUGCCUCCUCCUGGUCUCCCAUGCGGGUGCAGGGGCCCAAGCACUUGGGCCAUCCUCCACUGCUCUCCCGGGCUACAGCAGAGAGCUAGACCGAAGAGGAGCAACUGGGACUAGAACUGGUGCCCAUAUAGGAUGCCGGCGCCGCAGGCAGAGGAUUAACCAAGUGAGCUACGGCGCCGGCCCCCCAAAUUUACCAUUUUUAAGUGGAAUUUUGAGACUGUCUCCUCAAAUCUGAAAGCAUUAUACUUGAUACAGUAAAAUAAUUUCUCUUUUCUCUUUCCUCUUUCUGUAAAACUGACUUUAGUUAUUUCCACCGAGAACUCUACAUGAAAUAUGUCGUAUUAUAUGCCCAUAUUUUUAAAAAGUCAUACUUUGAAUUUUUGCAGGGUGUUAAAGACUUUUUUUCCUCCCUUGAUAUGGAACAAAGUCUUUUUAAUGAUGUGACAGUGUAUUUCAUGUCCUUUGUGCUCCACAUGGGAACAGAAUGGUGGCUCUUGUGCGGAAGGGUCUUCCUCGGUGCCAGAGAGGCGCUUGGGAGUUGGGUGCUUUUUGUCCAGAAAUCGUAUACCACUGUUUGAAGCAGCUGACUCAGCAUGAGCAUCCCAACAGAUUACAUUUGUUCCUUUGGCUUCUAAAGUGGGCUGUAUUCAUUUUAGGAGUAAAGUUCCAGAGAAGAACCUAAAAUGUAUUUUUUCAAAAAUGCAUUUUCAGAUUAAAGUGCCUAGUUUCUGAUGAAUGAAUAGAAACUGAAAGUGAAAAGCAUAACUUUUUUUAAGAUUUUAAAUUUAUAUAUGUGUCACAAUCAUGUAAAUUAACUACACAAUGUAAAAUUCAGAAUUUUUAUGCUCUUUUGUUUGUACCAUGUAGGUUACAGUGUUAAACAUACGAAAGACUGCUAAAUUCGUUUUUGAGUGUAUAACACCUUGACUUUUCUUCCAUAGAUUCUUAAUUUAACAGUGACCCACUCAUCAUAGGUAAUGAACUUACUGAUGGCUGGACAGAGACUGUGUGCUGAUUGACAUGUUCUGACAGGGGGAAAAAAGGAAAAAAUACAAUGACCUAUUCAUAAUUCCAGAGGCAGAGUGACAGAUAGAUACAGAUAGACAAACAGAAUUCCCAUCUACUGGUUCACUCCUUAAAUGCCUGAAACCAAUGAAAGUGAGCCAGGCUGAGGCCAGGAGUUAGGAACUCAUUGCAGGUCUCCUCUAUGGGUGGCAGGAACCCAACCACAGCAGCUGUUACCUGCUACACCCCAUUUGCAGGAAAUGGGAAUCGAUAACAGCCAAGACCCAAACCCAGGCACCUCAAUGUGGAGUGUGGGUAUCCCAACUGACAUCUAGGACAACUUAACCACUAGGCCAAAUGCCUGCCUCCAUAAAUCUUAUUACUAAUGGAAGAGAAUGAUUAGAAGGACCAAAACACAAACUUCCAUUACAUAGCAUUUUACUUCUUAUGUUAAAUAUUAAAUGUUUCUCCUUGUUUAGGUAUCACUGGCUGUGAAUGGUACACACACAUACCAUGUAGGGCAAGACAGUUAGUGCUUAUAUUGAUUUACCCCAUAGAAGGCUAAAUGACAAUUUAAGCUGUGAUUUCAUAAAAGAGUAAAACCCAUUUUUAUUUGAGAAAGACAAUGCUUGAAAUAAUUUUUAAGAAUUGCACUGUUUAUAAUGCUGCUAGUACAUGAGGUAACUCUUUCAUCUGGUGAGCUGAGUGGCUUUUGAGAAGGUGUUUUUCUUUUUCUCUUACAUUUCAUUAAAAAAAAUUGCCCAUAUUCAGUAGGUUGGUUUGUCAAAUUCAGGGCUUGAGUUUGAUUACUUUCAGGUCAAUUCAUUAGCUACUAAUUUAAGAAAAUGCUUUCUUUGUGGCCUUUGAUGAAAGAGAUAAGAGUGACCAAAUAGAAUUUCAGGGUAAUAAAUGUAGGAAAAACCUCUCUAUUGUAAGGUAAGAAACUUGACCUUUUUAAAGGAAACAUCUUCCUAGAAAGAACAUUUCUGACUGCAGAAGGGUACUUCAGACAUAUGUACCAGUUUCUAAUUUGCCUUAAAAUUGGGUUGAACAGCAAAAGUAAUUUUUUGAUUGAUUAAACGAGUCAAGGCCUUUUAGAGUGGAACCCUGUUGACCACUUGCUCAUGGUGGUGUUGGUGGAGGAUUACCAUGGCCUCUGAGAGCCCUGCCACAUGCUUCCUUAGGUAAGCUAUAACAGGGUCCUGAAUUAGUCCUGAGAAAUGGCUUUUUCCCUUCUUUUUUCUGGAAGACAAAAGAUAAAUGUUCAGGUGAUUUGUAUUUGAUAUUUUUUAUUUUUUCUAUUUUUGCUUUCUGUAUGUUUGUUUAACUAAAAGUUGUCAUUUCUUCCUGAAGGUUAAGUAUAUGUUUAUUAAAUGUCAAAAUGGAUUUAUCUUUGAAAAAGAAGCCAAGUUUUACACAUUGUUAGAGUGAGCUAUAAAGAACUUUUUGUCUCAUUCUUAGAAAGUAGUAAUUGUUUGCUAUUAUUAUUCUUUUACUUUGAUUUUAUUAAUUUCUUUAGUUACCUGACGUUUUAGAAAGUAUUUAUAAAUGUUUUCUUGCCUUAGGGUGUGAUAUUUCCUACUAAAGUAACUCCCCAAAGAGUGGCUAUGUGUAUUACACAAGAAUUCCCAGUUUAUCGUUCCUUUAAACAUAGGACAGAGGAAUGCCAAAGUAACUUAUAAUGUACUUCUCUGACCUUUCAUAAUCCAAAAUUUUCAAUUGUACUUACAACUCAUUUGCUUUUAUUUUAAUGUGAACCUACACUCAAAAAUUAUUAGGAUAUAAAUUUCAAAGUGAUUAUAAGACUGAAGUCAUAUCCUUUAUCUUAUGCUUGGAUCAGUCAAAUUAAGAAACAUGUGAGAUUUAAAACUUUAUAUAAUCUGAUCAGUGGAAAUAAGGACAUCCUAUGUUGCUUGUAAUGAUUAUGUUAAUUAUGUUACUUUUUUGUUUAGUUUUAUAACAACUAUGUUUUAGCUUUACUUGACUGAUAUUAAUAUAUAUUUCCUAAAUAUAAGGACUGUACUCAUUAAUUUGUGUAAAACACUAUAGUAGCAAAAAAAAAAACAAAAAGUGGCACUGGCUCUUUAGCCAAAAUAAGCACUGUAACAUGGAUGUAUUACUAUUACUGCCAAAUAAAAAAUGA